GCUGUGAGAUAGCAUUGAGGCCCAGAGCAGAAUCCUGUCAUCAUGGGCAAGUCAGCCUCAAGGCUAUUUAGUGAAGAGGUGCUAAGGAGUCAUAAUGAGUACAGGAAGAAGCACCAAGCACCACCGUUAAAGCUCAGCAGCAAACUGUGCAAUGACGCUACAAGAUAUGCAGAAAGUCUGGCUAGCACCAGAAUUCUGAAGCACAGUGUCGAGUCUAGUAAAGGAAGCUGUGGAGAAAAUCUAGCCUGGGCGUCAUAUGACCAAUCAGGAAAGGAUGUAUCAGAUCGCUGGUAUAACGAGGUGAACCAGUACAACUUUAACCAGGCUGGAUUCUCUUCUAGCACAGGUCACUUCACUGCAAUGGUGUGGAAGAGCUCUAAGAAACUUGGUGUGGGUAAAGCCGUGGCAUCUGAUGGAUCCACAUUUGUGGUGGCGCGCUAUUUCCCUGCUGGUAACAUCACCAAUCAGGGCCACUUCCAGGCUAAUGUUCUGCCUCCUAAGAGCUGAUCCUGGGAUGGUUGUGUAAGCUGUGUUUAGAAAUCACAGACUGAAGGGGAUUUCAAGAGAACUCGUGUAGGAAUGAACAUUAUGAAACUCACUAAUGAUGCUAAGCAGUAUUUGGUUUGCAUUAACAUGCUACUUGAAUACUUGUAUGUUUUUUGUUGGGAUUUGAUACAUUAUGCUUUAAGUGUUAAUACGAAUUUCUGUGUAAAUUACACAUCUUCACAACAAUGAACAAUUUUGUUUGUCUGGUAUUUGUCAACAGGUUAAAUACAGUAUUUAUAUGUUUUUAUUUUAUAUAAUAAAGAACUACCUAUUGAAGAUGGACAUUUUAGCUUCUAUUCAAAAUGUACUAGUAAAAAGGCUUGAAACUGACUAAAUAAGCAUAAAUUGUUCUGUUUUAUUGGAUCUAACUAGGGGCUGCUUAAACAUGCACAUGUAGAGCAAAAGUAUGUGGACACCUGUUAAUUAAUGAGUCCUGGUGCCAAGUUGGAUGAAAAUCCAGUCCCCAAAAAAAUUGAACAUCAUACAACAGGGUUUUUCACACUUUUUCCAAGCGACCCACAUUUUGUCCAUGAUUUUGUAUGCAACCCAGGUAACACAAACAAUGCAUCUCACUCUCUCUGCUCUGUACAAUCUGGUGUAUGUAGAUGUAACAUAAAGCCUCUGCAAAGGGGCGUUCGCAUGUAAGUUCAUUUCAUUAUUAUUACCUUUCUAUGCGACCUAUUUUUUGGCUCAUGGGUUGAAAAACCCUGCCAUACAACAUCAUUUCAUACAUCACAAAUUGUCUUUUGACUGAAUGGGAUCAGAUAUCCUUCAAAAUCUCGUGGAAGGUGUUUCCAGAAGAGUAGGGGCAGUUACAGCCAAAAAUUAAGGCAAUUUCUCAUUAAUGCUCAUGGGUUUUGAAGUGGCAUGUCCAUCAAGCUCAUGAACAUUGGAAAGUUCUGUAGAAGAUCGUUCAGGUGGUGCAAACUAAUAAAUUGUUUAUGCCCAUUUUAGUGCCUAAAGCUUUGGUACAACCUAUGAAUAAACAACUUUUAACGUAUUGUGUGUUUUAUUAAAGGUAUUGUUAAAAAUAAGUUAAUUUACGUUGUUUGUUUUACAGCUGUAUGUUGGACGAUCUUCAGUGCUAAUAUCUUUAUCUUGUUAUGUCUUUAUUUUUUGUAUUAAAAUAACAAUGCAUUACAAUGUUUGUCUUGGAUUUGCCUUAUAGGGUGAAACUAAAAUAAAUGUUCCCACAAAACCAUGACAUUUUACAUAGA
This is a messenger RNA of Trichomycterus rosablanca, 1763 nucleotides long. RefSeq names its product GLI pathogenesis-related 2, like (gene glipr2l). NCBI's taxonomy places the organism in Eukaryota, Metazoa, Chordata, Actinopteri, Siluriformes, Trichomycteridae. Bases 43 to 507 code for a protein of 154 amino acids. Gene Ontology annotation, cellular component: extracellular region. The record is from RefSeq and is a predicted model, not a curated record. The transcript has 5 exons.